AUGGCCAGCUUCCCGUGGCAGCAUUUUAUCAAUCAAGUGUUGGCCACUCAGGGGAACAACAAUAAUAGCAACAACGCGGGUGCAAGGGUUGAAGAAGAUUUGGCCAAACCUUAUAAGCCAAGUAACCUCUCAUGCUUUUCACAGCAGAUAGCCGAUUAUGAUUUCCAAACAAAGAUCAAAAUGCCGGUCCACAUCAAAACGUAUGAUGGGACUGAAGAUCCUGAAUACCAUCUUCAGAUCUUUACUGGUGCCGCAAGAAUUAAGAACUGGUCGAAUGCAGAAUGUUGUUUAAUGUUCAUGCAAGCCCUUGUCGGAUCAGCCAGAAUCUGGUUCAACGAUUUACCUGCUCGAAGCGUUCGAAGCUUCGAUGACCUCAGCAAAGGAUUCCUGGCCAAUUUAUCCCAACAGAGGCGGUAUGUUAAAGAUGCUACAGUGAUCUUUCAGAUCAAACAAAGAGAUGAUGAAAGCCUUCGAGAGUUCAUAGAAAGAUACAAAAAGGAAGGUCUAACUUAUGUGGGAGCAGACGAAAAAAUGAGGGUGGCCGGUUUUAUGAAUGCCAUCACAUCCAAAUAUCUCACAAGAGAUUUCAACAAAUCCCUGCCCAAGACCUUGGAAGAAGCUCUCGAAAGGGCUGAAGCCCACAUCCGGGGAGAGGAGGCAAUAGACAUUAAAGAGCAAAGGAAAAGAGGAUCCAGCUGGCGAGGCAACAACCCAGCUAGAAAAGGGGGAACUUCAACUCCUAUGAUAGACGCCAAAAGGGUUCAGACCAUCGAAGAAAAGGGCCACCACACUAAUGAUUACUUCCAGAUUAAGAAAAGGAUUGAAGAAGCUGUUAAGUCCGGGGAACUUGCUCACUUGGUGAAAGGAGUAAGGGACAAAAAGGCUGAAGGAAAGGGCAAGGAAGUCAAUAUGGUGGAUUUUGAUGGAAGGGUUCCACACAAGAAGCAACGGUUGGAAGCUUGGGAGCUUCAGUAUGUUUGCUUUCCUCCAACAGAGAAAGACCCUCUUUCAAACCCCCUUGUAAUAGAAGCAACUGUGGGAACAUUGCAAAUGAGCAGAGCAUACAUAGACACUGGUACUGCCACCGCAAUCAUGUUCGAAAAGUUCUUUAACCGCUUGAGCAAUGAAGAACGUUAA
Molecule: messenger RNA, 1137 nt
Organism: Helianthus annuus (common sunflower)
Lineage: Eukaryota; Viridiplantae; Streptophyta; Magnoliopsida; Asterales; Asteraceae
Exons: 2
Coding region: 1-1137 (378 amino acids)
Source: RefSeq, a predicted model, not a curated record